AUGCUUUCCAACAUCGUGUCUCACACACUCCUACGAAAACGGUGUCACCAAGACACACCUUUCCCAAAGAUGCGCUCCGAAGGAGUGGAAAAGGCAUACAAGUACAACACACACAGUAGGCACAGUCACGAGCAAGCGUCGAGGUUCCACUUACGGGUGCGUGUUCCGGAGCACCUGCCUGCAGUGGACCUACAAUCAUGCGCGAAGAGAGGGUUUGCGCGUCGAGUAUCGGAUAUGUGGCUGACGACGCUCUAUAGCCGGUUUCUGAGCUCCAGUGAAGUCGACAGCGCCCCAAGACGAUGGAGAAUGAAGAUUUUUAUGCGUGGUGGUGCACAGCGUCCACCUGGGCAACGUCAUGACGCGGGAUGCGACACGGUUCCUUCGUGGAGAGUGGAUAUUGGGUGCGGGGCUCCUAAUUUGGGUAAAGCAUUGCCUCCAUGUUCAAUCUUCAAUCUUCAAUCUUCAACAGCCAGCGCCAUGCCGACCAAGACAGUCCAGCACCGCUUCUGCAAAAACUCACUUUGCGUGGCUCGAUGCGGCGAGAUAUCUGACGCCAAGCGACAAUCUCGAACGGCCGGGGGAGGCCCGCCCGCACUGGCCGCCACUGAAAGGACGCGCACGCAAUCUGUAAAGGCCUUAGUAGGCGGCUGA
Messenger RNA from Cucurbitaria berberidis CBS 394.84, 651 nucleotides. RefSeq lists its product as uncharacterized. The coding region runs from base 1 to 651 and encodes 216 amino acids. Lineage: Eukaryota; Fungi; Ascomycota; Dothideomycetes; Pleosporales; Cucurbitariaceae. The transcript has 4 exons. The record is from RefSeq and is a predicted model, not a curated record.